CGAUCAGUGUAAUCGCUCUAAUUACACCCAAAUUCUGUUGCGGGUUAGUUCAAGGAAUAUCUUCUAAUGCGAUAUAAAGCAUAAAGCAAUCCCCGGUUUUUCACAAAAUAUGGCGGAUGCUGAGUUAUCUAAAGCCUUAAAGGAUUUACCAAAUCGCAUUCAAACCGCCAGUAAAAAUGAGCGGCGAGAGAUUUUGCAGAACGUCGUCGACGUGUUGUCAAAUCCUGGCAUCAAUGAAAAAAUUGUUGGAGGGAUAUGUAAAGUACUGUCAAUUACUUUGCAUCGAUAUAAGGAUACUGCAUCACAAUCUUACGUAAAAUAUUUAAUUGUGGCUUUACUCAAGGAACAAAGAGAAGCUACUAUAAAGCAUAUGUCAAAUGCUAUUACAGAGCAGGCUGUCUGGCAUAAAAAUGUGGUGCCAACUUACAACACUGCUCUGACGGCUUAUCUAACAUUAAAGUGGUCUGUGCUGGUUGUACGUCAUGGCAUCAAUAAUGGAUCUAAAGAAAGCUGGUUGGAACUUCCAAAGUUAAUCGAGGCUCAGACAAAUUUAAGUGCAGCUGCAUUGGCUUCUGCAGAAAAGAAACUUUCUGAAAAAGUAUAUACAUUGUUCACACACGAAUGGAAACUUGUUCCUGCUAUCGAAGAAAAAUAUAUAGAAGUUCUAAUGAAACUUGAAGCUAGUAAUGGAGUUAUUGUAUUGGCCAGUUUAUUGACUAGGUAUUUGGUAGAAACAAAAAAGGAUGAUCUAAUCGAUAAACUGAAGCCAAGCAUGAUUGAGGCUCUUAUAAAAGUCAGUAUCAGCUGCAAAAAGAAGCCUGAACUUUAUGUCGUUGAUGCUGCUGCAUCACUUCUUAAAAGAGUAUCUCAUGAGGAGUUUAAAAACCUGUUACUCCCAGCCCUUCAAAAGGCGAUGCUAAGAAAUCCAGAAAUAAUCAUCGAAUCUGUCGGACGUAUCCUAAGUGGAAUGAGUCUUGAUUUGAGUCAAUACAGUCAAGACAUUAGCAAAGGACUCUUUGCAAACCUACAUUCUAAAGAAGAUUUAGUACGCGAUGAAGCAGCAGAUGCUUGUCGUCGCUUGGCUUUACAAUGUUCGGAUUCAACAGCCCUGGAAAAUUUACUUUCAUCCCUUUUUGCUGUGUUCCACGGUUCCGAGGGUAAGCUCACCGUAGCUACGCAUAAGAUAUCAGUACUUCAAGGCGCAGGAAAUCUCAGCUACAAUGUCGUAUCUGGCAGUAACAUACAGAAACUAACGGAAACAGCAUGUAGUCACUUUAUAAAAGUCUUGGAAACCGAGGUCCAUGAGAAAACCUUAAUUCAUGCGUUAGAAAUGAUGUCGUUGUGGUGCAAAAAGUUUGCAAACGACAUUCCUAAGAGCGUAAUUGAUGCAUUUAAAAAGGGAAUGGCUGCAAAGACAUCUACUGCUGGAGUACGUACUGCAUACAUUAAACUUCUCUCCUGGACACCUAUUACUUCACACUCUGCAAUGAUAGCGCCAAUACUAACCCAGGCAAUAACCAGGGCGACGACGCAAUCUGCUCAGCCGGCAGCAGUUACAGAAGGUCUCCUUGCAACUUACUUAUUGUUAAAGCUUGUACUUGCUGGUCAGGUCGAAAACGACAAACAGAGUAUUCUCUGGAAUGCUGUAGACGAUCAGCUGUUUUUCUCUGAAAAAUUUCUGAGCACUUGUGGCGAUGACAUCCUUUACUACCUGAUGCUCCUCUGCGAACGCCUUGUGACAGAAUUUUCAGAUCGUCUUAAUGAGAAAGCUCUUGGCGGCAUAUACCGUGCUAUAGUGGCUUGUGUGACAGCUCCUAAAUCAUCAAUUCGCAGGAAGUGCGCUCCGGUACUUAAAAAAAUGUUAACCGGAUUGAAUAGUUACGAGCUAGUUGAGGCGCUCUUGUUGGAGUUUAAUAAAUUUCUGGAGACUGCGAAGAUCAGAGUUGACAGUGAAAAGGAAAGUAAGGAGGAAACAUCUAGUGGAGAAGUCAGUGGUAGAUCCUUAGCAGAUGGACUCAUGGCUAUAUGUUCUGGAUCUUUCUUGUUUGAAGUGCCUUCGAUGCAGAUCACUAGAGACGCCUUAAUUCCUGCACAUCAUCCAACAAUAUUUAGAGCUGUUCCUAAUCUCUGGUUUAAAAUCGCUAGAAACUUUGGUCUGGUACCAAAAGACUUUUUACGAACUUUCGGCAGUGAGAUUAAAAAGCUGUUUCUUAAUAACUAUAAGCCUGUUCCUAGUUAUGAGAACGCCCUUGCUAGCGUAAUAUCUCUAGCACCGGAUGUAAUAUUACCAUCGCUAAUAUCAAAUGUUACCGGGAAAUUAGAUGAUCCUGAAAUCCUGAGGGUUACAAAGGAUGAAUAUUUUACCUAUCUGACACCAGAAGGUGAAUUAUAUGACAAGAGUGUUAUACCAGGCAAUGAUGAGAACGAUAUCUUGAAUGCAAUGAAUAUGAAACGUGAGAGUAAAGUAUAUUCAUUCAAGGAACAACAAGAAGAGCUACAACUUCGUCGAGAGUUGUACGAGAAACGUAAAAGGGAGGGUAAAAUAAAAGAGCCUAAGCUUACUCCAAAGCAGGAAGAAGCACUGAAAGCUCAAACUGCUAAGGAGAGUGGAAUUAGAAAACGUUUGGCAGAAUUAAAUGCAAAAAUUACUGAUGCAGUAUCGAUGAUAAAUGCUGCAGCGCGUGGAAACAGCUUUGAAUUGGGUUUACAUUUAAAGGAUCUACUUCAUCCUAUAUUAAAGGAUCUAGGAUCGCCUUUAGCAGCACCAACAAUGUUACAACUCUAUAUAAGUCUUCGUAAAACUGUUAAAAUAUCAAACAAUAAUACCCUUAGUGAUUUAAUAGCACAUGUAACUCUUCGGCAGCUACAACCUCAAUGUGAUCUCGAUCAAGCGUGGGAGGAAGAGCCUCUUGACGAGGCGGUGAAACGUACUUUGGCAUUGAUACACACCUACACUAUACGUCAGAAAGUAUUGUUCACGGCUCCAACAUUUUGCUAUAUCUUUGCGUUUAUCAAGAAAACACUAUUGUCUUGUAAGGAUGACGGUAUGAUAACACAAGGGCUGCAAAUUGUACAAGAACAUGCUAAGCAAAGAGGAGACAUCAGCAUUUCUAAAGACGCAAGGCAUCCGAAAUUGUUACCCAGGAAACAAAUGUUUGAUUUACUGAUAGAGCUGAUGAGCACUACUACUGGUCGAGUUCAGUCCCAGGCAGUUGCUACUCUUCUAGACGUAGCUCAAUCUGGUAGUGGUUUACCCAACUGUGCGUUGGCAACUGGUGAAGAUAUAGAUUCAUUAACUGGAGCCUUACAGAAUUCAUUACCAGCUGUAAGGGAUGCAGCUCUGAGAGGUCUUAUGAUUAUACGUCUUGCAUUUCCGUCUGAGAAGGAAGACUACAAUCAGUUACUUAGACUUACAAGGAGGAUCUGGGUAGCUAAGUUUGAUAUCUGUGAAGAAAACAAACAUCUGGCGGAAGAAUUGUGGACUGCGGCAGGGCUUGUGGCGAACCCUGACAUCCUGUGCGAAGAACUUAUUCAGGAUAUUGCACAUCCAGUUGAGCCUAUUCAACAAGCGGCUGCUUGUGCCUUGGCGCAACUUUUGACCGAUGAUCCUCAACUCAUGCCUGCGAUCUUGGAUAGACUAUUAGAAUUAUACCAGGAUAAACUUGCAAUGAUUCCACCAAAGUUAAAUGAUUUUGGUCGUGUUGUUGAACAACCUAUUGAUACCUGGGGACCACGAAGAGGAGUUGCUUUGGCACUGGCACAAUUGGCACCUUUAUUAACACCAGAGACUAUACACAGACUUGUACAGUUCUUCGUCUCUACUGGAUUAGGUGACAGGAAUCAUGCUGUCCGUACAGAAAUGCUUACUGCCGCAGUUGCAGCUGUCGAUCUUCACGGCAAGGCAAACAUAACAUCCUUGUUACCAGUUUUUGAAGAUUUCAUGGAUAAGGCUCCAAAGAUUGGUAGUUUUGAUUCAAUAAAACAAUCUGUGGUAAUCCUUAUGGGAUUAUUGGCGCGACAUUUAGAGAAGGAUGAUCCUAGGAUAAAGCCCAUAGUAUUGAGACUGAUUUCGGCUCUUUCUACACCGUCACAGCAAGUACAAGAAGCUGUCGCCAAUUGUUUGCCUCAUCUGGUGCCUUCUAUCAAGGAUGAUGCUCCUAGAAUUGUGGAUAAUUUGAUGGACCAACUGCUAAAGUCUGAUAAAUAUGGAGAGCGUAAAGGAGCUGCAUAUGGAUUAGCUGGUCUUAUCAAGGGAAUGGGUAUUCUUGCUCUCAAACAGCUUGAUAUCAUGACCACUCUUACCAAUGCUAUUCAGGAUAAAAAAAAUUAUAGACACAGAGAGGGUGCAUUGUUCGCUUUUGAAAUGCUGUGUACGAUGCUUGGAAGGUUGUUCGAACCUUACAUAGUUCAUGUUCUUCCACAUUUGUUAUUAUGUUUCGGAGAUUCAAGUCAAUAUGUAAGAACAGCUACGGACGACACUGCUAGAGUAGUAAUGAGUAAACUUUCCGCUCAUGGUGUAAAGCUAGUUCUGCCUAGCCUGUUGGCAGCUCUAGAAGAGGAUUCUUGGAGAACGAAAACAGGAUCUGUGGAACUAUUAGGAGCAAUGGCAUAUUGUGCUCCUAAACAAUUGAGCAGUUGCCUACCAAGCAUUGUACCAAAACUAAUAGAAGUUUUGAGUGAUUCUCAUACAAAAGUCCAGGAAGCUGGGGCAGAAGCUCUUAAAGUUAUUGGUAGUGUCAUUCGAAAUCCUGAGAUUCAGGCUAUCGUUCCAGUUCUAUUGAAAGCUCUUCAGGAUCCAUCAAGGAAAACGGCGACGUGUUUGCAAACAUUAUUAGAUACGCAAUUCGUGCAUUUCAUAGAUGCACCAUCAUUAGCUUUGAUUAUGCCAGUAGUCCAAAGAGCCUUUAUGGACCGAUCAACAGAAACACGAAAAAUGGCAGCUCAGAUCAUUGGUAACAUGUACUCAUUGACUGAUCAGAAGGAUCUGACUCCAUAUCUACCCACAAUUAUUCCUGGACUGAAGACUAGCUUGCUGGAUCCUGUACCGGAAGUACGUAGUGUAUCGGCCCGAGCUCUUGGUGCAAUGGUGCGGGGAAUGGGAGAGUCCAGCUUUGAGGAUCUUCUUCCAUGGCUAAUGCAAACAUUAACUUCUGAGACUAGCAGCGUAGAUCGUUCUGGAGCCGCUCAGGGUCUCUCUGAAGUCGUAAGAGGUCUUGGUGUUGAGAAACUUCAUAAACUGAUGCCUGAAAUCAUCAGUACAGCCGAGAGAACUGAUAUAGCGCCUCAUGUUAAGGACGGCUACAUAAUGAUGUUCAUCUACAUGCCCAGUGCGUUCACGACUGAAUUUACUCCAUACAUUGGACAGAUUAUUAAUCCUAUCUUAAAAGCUUUGGCUGAUGAAAAUGAGUACGUUCGUGAAACUGCUCUCAGGGCAGGUCAAAGAAUAGUGACACUGUAUGCUGACUCUGCUAUAAUGUUACUACUACCGGAAUUAGAAAAAGGUCUCUUCGAUGAUAAUUGGCGUAUUAGAUACUCAUCAGUUCAAUUACUUGGAGAUUUACUAUACCGCAUCUCCGGAGUAUCUGGAAAAAUGUCUACUGAAACCGCUAGUGAAGAUGAUAACUUUGGAACUGAACAGUCCCACUAUGCUAUUAUCAAUGCAUUGGGAGCGGAGCGGCGAAACCGUGUCUUGGCAGGGCUAUACAUGGGUAGAUCUGACGUGGCUUUAAUGGUUCGUCAGGCAGCACUUCAUGUAUGGAAGGUGGUAGUAACAAAUACACCAAAAACAUUAAGAGAAAUUUUACCUACGUUGUUCAGUUUGUUAUUGGGAUGUUUGGCGAGCACCAGCUAUGACAAGAGGCAAGUAGCUGCCCGUACCUUGGGAGACCUCGUCAGAAAAUUAGGGGAGAGAGUACUUCCAGAAAUCAUUCCAAUCCUGGAGAGGGGUUUGCAGAGCGAACAAGCUGAUCAGAGACAAGGAGUUUGUAUUGGUCUAUCAGAGAUCAUGGCUAGUACUAGCAAAGAUAUGGUUUUGACAUUCGUAAAUAGUUUGGUACCAACAGUCAGAAAAGCUCUAUGCGAUCCUUUGCCAGAGGUCAGACAAGCUGCUGCCAAGACUUUUGACAGUCUUCAUUCAACAGUAGGAGUACGAGCGUUAGAUGAUAUUCUGCCUGCCAUGCUGACUCAAUUGAAUUCUCCAGAUCAAGCGGAGGCUGAGAACACAUUGGACGGUUUGCGUCAAGUGAUGGCAAUUAAAUCUCGCGUGGUUUUGCCGUAUCUGGUUCCACAAUUGACCAGCCCACCCGUUAACACAAAAGCUUUGUCUAUACUGGCUAGCGUGGCUGGAGAAGCUUUGACGAGAUUCCUCCACAAGAUCUUACCUGCAUUAUUGACAGCCUUAUCUAGUGCACAAGGCACACCAAAUGAAGUACAGGAAUUAGAGUAUUGCCAGGCAGUCAUUCUAUCUGUUACUGAUGAAGUUGGAGUAAGGACCGUCAUGGACCAACUUAUGGAAGCUACCAGAGCCGAGGAUGCAUCUCGACGACGAAGUGCAGCCACUCUGCUGUGUGCAUUCUGUCGAGAUACUCGAGCGGAUUACAGUCAAUACGUUCCACAAUUACUUAGAGGAUUGAUACAUUUGUUUACUGAUGAUGAUAAGGACGUGCUUCAGAUGAGCUGGGAAGCACUUACGGCAGUUACUAAGACUCUUGGGUCAGACCAACAAAUAGCGCACGUGCAGGACAUAAGACAGGCUGUACGCUUCGCCGUGUCAGAUUUAAAGGGCCAUGAACUACUUCCAGGAUUUUGUCUACCCAAGGGUAUAACACCGAUUCUACCCAUAUUCAGGGAAGCUAUACUAAAUGGAAUGCCGGAAGCAAAGGAACAAGCAGCACAAGGCUUGGGCGAAGUCAUUCGACUUACAAGUGCUGCGGCGUUACAGCCCAGUGUGGUACACAUCACUGGUCCUCUUAUUCGUAUUCUUGGAGAUCGUUUUAAUUGGAGUGUUAAGGCUGCAGUUCUGGAGACCUUGGCUAUAUUGCUUGGCAAGGUGGGCGUAAUGUUGAAACAAUUUUUACCGCAACUCCAAACAACAUUUUUGAAAGCUUUAAAUGACAGUAAUAGACAAGUCAGACUCAAAGCAGCAUACGCUCUCAGUAAUCUUAUAGUAAUUCACACCAGAGCUGAUCCUUUAUUCGCUGAAUUGCAUAUUGGCAUUAAAACGGCUGAUGAUCCCACUAUCAGAGAAACUAUGUUGCAAGCCUUACGAGGAGUAUUAACACCAGCUGGCGACAAGAUGACAGAACCUAUGAGAAAACAAGUAUUUGCUACCUUGAGUAAUAUGCUUGGAUACUCGGAAGAUGUUACAAGAAAUGCAGUAGCCGGAUGUUACGGUGCUCUUUUAAGAUGGCUAACGCCAGAGCAAUUAGCUGCAGCCUUCAAUGACAAUCUACUAUGUAACGACGUGAAUGCUGAUUGGAUGUUGAGGCACGGUCGUUCGGCGGCAUUAUUCGUGGUGCUGAAGGAAUCUCCAGGAACAGUUUACACUGGGAAGGAGAAAGAGCGAGUUUGCAAAGUGAUACUCUCGUAUCUAGCUGCUGACAGAGUUCAAAUAGCUAUGAAUGGAGUGCGUGCUUGUGGUUAUUUGUUCCAGUAUCUUAUGAACGACGGCCAGCCGAUACCACAGCAGAUAUUAACACCUUUCGUCCGAUCAAUGAAUCAUACGAAUAACGAUGUGAAGCAACUGUUGGCAAGAGUAUGCACACACCUUGCAAGGAAUAUACCGUCAGAGAAAAUGUCACCGGAAUUACUGAAAGCCUUGUUACCAAUGUUGGUUAAUGGUACCAAGGAGAAGAAUGGUUACGUCAAGGCCAAUAGCGAACUUGCACUUAUCGCUGUGCUCAGGCUUAAGCAUGGAGAUGAAGAGCAUCAGAGGUGCAUAGCUCUUCUUGACGUGGGAGCUAAGGAGUCUUUGUCAGACGUGGUGAGCAAAGUCUUAAGGAAGGUUCUCUCCCAACCGGAAGGCAAGAUAGAAGAGUUGGACGAUACGUUACUCACAUGAGAGACAUUAUAUACCCCGGGGCUCAUUAUUCGUUAUUCCUGUUCCUAUUCCCGUCGUCAAUACCCACGUGAUCAUCCUUGCUCUCCUAAUUUCUACGACAGAAAGUAUUACUCGUGUACUAGCCGAGACUUUACCUCGAAAUUAUUUCGAUUAAUUGUCUAUCUUAAUAAGGAAUUAGAUAGCCUUAAGAAAAGUAACAGGUCUAUGAGUUUCAAGCUAUUAAAGCUCAAAUGCCCUGAGAUCCGGGUGACUGCAGUAAGAACAACCAAGUGCAGGUCGCAAUGUCGUGUGUCACAAGAAUCAAGAGUUGUCAUCAUGAGGUAUCAAAGAAGUAAUCAUUGUCGACUCGACGAGGAUGUUUCAAGGAAUGAAUCUAUCUCCAAUCGCGUGAUAAAUACUCCAACAGAUAAUUGCGCUACUACAGUAGAUUAUUCAAAAGAUCGCGAGAGUAGUCUGAGAAAUGAUAAAAAUGUUCCCACGGUUAGUAAAAACGAUAAAGUAUCCAGGGACUUCGUUGGACAAAUUGUUGCCUGCUUUCAAAAUAAAUAUUACACGUCUCACCUGGAGCUAAGAGAAACUUUUAAGAGACACUGUCAUGUCCAAGGAAGAGAGAAAGUCAGAAGAUAUUGUAUGGGCAAUUGUGCGAAGAAUCAAAUGGUUGAUCGUCUAGGAUUUAACUUUGAGGAAUCUUUUGUUAAACCACGUCCGCCCUAUGGCGAGGACGUUAACGAUAACGAAGACGUUAGUACCUUUUCUUUUGUAAUAUCCAUGCAUCUAAGUCACAGAUGAACAGUGCGAUUAUACAUUGUUCCCUAGUUAUACACAUCGGUAUAUAGUUUAUAUUUGAAAAUAAAUAUAAGAAUUGUUACGUCGAUCGUAUUGAUCGGUCGUGACAAAUCGGCGCCACUUCUGGGACAGUCAACAAAGCAUCGACUCGCUUACUUGCUCCAAUAACAAUAUAUACGUUUAUCAAUAUUUCUACUUUAUAUAACAUAUAAUUUUUCACUUUGUAUAACCUCAUAAAUUAUGACUGCCAUGAUUAUCGACCACGUGAUUUUCUACUUGAUUUAGAAAUUAAAACUUCUCCUAAUUGACACUUUCAACGGAGUUUUAAUAAGAAUAUAUAGAGGGAGGUUGAUUCGACCAAUAUUGUUAUUACUCCUUUCAUUUCUUACAAAUUUUUGUACUUUUAUAACGUUUAACCAUUAACUCGUAUACUGCUUUUCCUGUGAACAUGUCUGUCGUCUGAUAAUUUUUUGGAUCAGUAUGAAAAGCAUGGAAGAUUGAGGUUUUUUUGAAAAUUUCAUAUUGCAUAAAACCAUGUAAGUUCUUUUAUACUGCGAAUUCCUAUCGUUAACAAUAUACUACGUGACUUCUUUUGUGAAUGUCCUCGAAAAAAAAAGAAAAAAAAAUGUGGAGAGGUGAGAAGGUGACAGUGCCUGGAAGUGCGCUUUGGUGUGUUUUUAGUAACGAAUAUCCCUUGCAUCCUAACUCCUCCUGUCUCCCGCUGUUCCUAUUCCAUAAAGAGCCCCGGGACUGCCAAGAGCAUGCAACGGGUCGUACGCGCAAGAUCGGUUAAGUUUUUAUUUGAUGGUUAUCCGGCAAUAAAGUGCUUCUUAUUUGUUCAGUGUAAUUUGUCAAUUUUUUAAUCAUUGGCGCGCAAUACGUUAGACUACUGCGCGGCUCAUUCAGCCUUUCUUUUCCUUGAUCGUUACUGUACUUUACUUUAUGCAUUUAACGUAAUAUAAUCCUAUGAUAAUUACCGAGCAAUUAUUUAUCAUGUCUUUGUAACGAAUAUAGGUUUGUUAUGUAUGAAUGGAGGAAUGUGAUAUGAUUAUCAUAUAAAGAAUGAUGCUCUGAAAA
This is a messenger RNA of Cephus cinctus (wheat stem sawfly), 9922 nucleotides long. It is a transcript of the gene l(3)80Fj, whose product is annotated as eIF-2-alpha kinase activator GCN1. Gene Ontology annotation, cellular component: cytosol. Bases 110 to 8059 code for a protein of 2649 amino acids. The record is from RefSeq and is a predicted model, not a curated record. NCBI's taxonomy places the organism in Eukaryota, Metazoa, Arthropoda, Insecta, Hymenoptera, Cephidae. Gene Ontology annotation, biological process: cellular response to amino acid starvation; regulation of translation. The transcript is spliced from 13 exons. Gene Ontology annotation, molecular function: protein binding; protein kinase regulator activity.